Molecule: messenger RNA, 3758 nt
Organism: Cygnus atratus (black swan)
Lineage: Eukaryota; Metazoa; Chordata; Aves; Anseriformes; Anatidae
Gene: NOL6
Product: nucleolar protein 6
Exons: 25
Coding region: 33-3524 (1163 amino acids)
Biological process (GO): rRNA processing; tRNA export from nucleus
Cellular component (GO): small-subunit processome; UTP-C complex; CURI complex
Source: RefSeq, a predicted model, not a curated record
GCCAUGAUGGCGGUGAGGGGGCGGGGGGCAGCAUGAGGGGGCACGAGGGUGCCCGGCGGGGCCGCGCUCGGCGCCCCGAGGCCCGGGGCCAUGCUGUGUUCUCCCCGCAGGGCUUCAAGGAGCCGGCAGAAGCGGCGGAGGCGGAGCAGGGCUCGCAGACCCCCGGGCGAGGCGCGGCCCGGGGUAGGAAGAGGCCGGCCCCGGCCCCGGCCCCGGCCCCGGCCGCGGCCCCGUCAGGGAGGCUGAGCAGGGCCGAGCUGUACGAGCCGCCGAGCAGCGAGGAGCUGAACCGCCUCAAGGAGACGGAGGAUCUGUUCCACUCCAGCCUGCUGCGCCUGCAGAUUGAAGAACUUCUGAAGGAGGUUACACUGAAGGAGACGAAGAAGAAGAAGAUUGAUGCCUUCCUCCAUGAAAUUAACGGCCUGCUGAGCGCCAUCCCGGAGACCUCGGAAAGCGACCUCACCGACCAGACGUGGCUCCCCGGGGACGUGAAGGUGCCGUUCCUGCAGGUGCCUUUCGACGUGAAGGGCAAGUUCCGCUUCCUGCCCCCGGCCCAGCUGAGUGUGGUGGGCAGCUACCUGCUGGGCACCUGCAUUAAGCCCGAGAUCAACGUGGAUGUGGCCGUCACCAUGCCACGGGAAGUCUUCCAGGACAAAGACAACCUGAACCAGCGCUACCACCGCAAGAGAGCUCUGUACCUGGCCCACAUUGCCCACCACUUCUCCAAGGAGAGGCUCUUUGGCAGCGUGAAGUUUGCCUACAUGGACAGCAACCAUCUCAAGCCCAUCCUGCUCCUCAGGCCCCAAGGCAAGGAGAAGAAGCUGGUUACUGUCCGACUUCACGCCUGUCCUGCCCUGGGUUUCUUCAAGCCGAGCCGCUUCCAUCCUAGCAAGAACAACGUCCGGACAGCCUGGUUCAUGGAGCAGAGCACCCCCAAAGGAGGAGCCCCUGAGCCGCCCACCCCACACUACAACAACUCCAUCCUCUGCGACACGGUGCUGCUGUCCCACCUGCAGUUCUUGUCCACCGCCUCCACCGACUUCCCGGGCAUGAAGGACGGCGUCGCCCUUCUCAAAGUGUGGCUGAACCAGAGGCAGCUCAGCAAGGGCUUGGGGUGCUUCAGUGGCUUCUUGGUCUCCAUGCUGGUUGCGUACCUGCUGAUGAAGCGCAAGAUCGUCAGGGUGAUGAGCGGGUACCAGGUGCUGAGAAACGUCCUGCAGUUCCUGGCCACCACUGACCUGAGCGUGACGGGGAUCAGCCUCGCAAAGGACACAGACGCCUCCCUGCCUGCCCUGGCUGACUUCCACCAGGCGUUUGAAGUGGUCUUUGUGGAUCCUUCCGGGCUGGUGAACCUCUGUGCGGAUAUGACUGCUAGCAAAUACCACCAGGUCCAGUUGGAAGCCAAGCGCUCCAUGGAAAUUCUGGAUGACAGGAUGGUGGAUGGCUUCCAGGCGCUGCUCAUGACCCCGAAGCCCAUGCUCAGAACCUUUGACCACGUCUUCCACCUGAAGCACGUCUCCAAGCUGCAAAGUGCCUGCAAGAAGAUGGAGCUGCUGAACGAGCUGAUGGAUCGCGGUGGGAACUACGUGGCCGCAGCCCUUCCCUUCAUCGUCUCGCUGCUGGCCCGUGGGCUGGCUGGAAGAGCUCUGCUCGUGGCACACUCCUUGCCUCAGACCCCUGAGUGGCCAAUUGAUGCUGAACCCCCAAAGCACAAGGAUGUCGGGCCCCUGACGUUUGGGCUCCUGUUUGUUCCUGAGUUUGCUGCCAGCACGCUGGAGAGGGGACCGCAAGCUGAUCGCCCUGAGGCCGUGGACUUCCGGACCUUCUGGGGGGAGAAGUCUGAGCUGCGGCGGUUCCAGGAUGGCACCAUAUGCGAGGCAGUGGUGUGGGAGGCCAGCACUGUCUGUCAAAAACGCCUCAUCCCUGAGCAGAUUGUCAGGCACCUGCUGAAGCUGCACGCCGAUAUUCCUGGGUCGUCCAUCUGCUACACAGGAGCGCUGCUGGACUCCGUGAUCAAGAGUGGGAAAGAGGAAUCGGGGACAGGCGAGGAGGCCAUGGUCAGCAUUGUCUGCUCCUACGAUGACCUGAGCCGCAAGCUGUGGAACCUGGAGGGGCUGCCGCUGACGGUGACGGCUGUGCAGGGCAUCCACCCGGCCCUCCGGUACACCGACGUCUUCCCUCCUAUUCCCAUGAAGCCGAUUUAUUCCUUCCAUAACCAAAUCAGGACCAAACGCUUGCUGCUUCCUUCGGAGGAGAAGCCCUGCCCAGCCUACAUUGCCCCUCUGAAAAUCAUCUGCCACAUGGAAGGCAGUGGCCGCUGGCCACAGGACAAGGAAGCCAUCAAGCGCAUCAAGGCAGCUUUCCACCUCCAGCUGGCCGAGCUCCUCCAGCAGCAGCACCAGCUGAUCUGCAGGCCCACGGUCACCCACACGGACGUGUACAAGGAUGGCUAUGUUUUCCGUCUCCAAGUUGCCUACCACCGAGAGCCCCUGAUCUUGAAGGAAGUGGUCACCCCGGAAGGGAUGCUGAAGUACCAGGACACAGAGGAGUCUCAGCAGCUGGAGCUGGAGACGUUGCAUCGGCCCUAUCUAACCAGCUCCCUGCACGGGCUCCAGCAGCAGCACCCCGUCUUCGGCAGCUCCUGCCGGCUGGCCAAGCGCUGGGUCAGCGCCCAGCUCCUGAGUGACAGCAUCUCUGAGGAGUGUGUGGACCUUCUCGUGGCGUCUCUCUUCCUCCACCCAGCCCCCUUCACACCACCCAGCUCUCCCCAGGUGGGGUUCCUGCGCUUCCUCAACCUGCUGGUGACCUUUGACUGGAACAACAACCCUCUCAUCGUCAACCUGAAUGCCGGCCUCACAGAUGCCGAGUGCACAGAGAUCAAGAACAAGUUCAUGGCCGCUCGCUCUCGCCUCCCCGUCAUGUUCAUCGCCACCCCCAAAGACCAGUGGAGCUCGGUGUGGACCCAAGAGCGACCCUCGGCGCAGAUCCUGCAGCGCCUUCUCGUGCUGGCCUCAGAGUCUCUCCGAGCCCUGGAGGAGCAGCUCACGGACCCGCUCGGCAGCCAGGAUGUGAAGAUUGCCUUCCGCCCUCCUUUGGAUCUCUACGAUGUCCUCAUCCACCUGAACUCCAACCAGAUUCCUCGGCACCUGGAGAGCGUGGACCGGCCAGUGAAGUCGUUUUCCCGGGGGGUGGUGAAGAACAGCGCGGGAGUGAAUGUCCUCUUUCCUGUGGUGGAUUACGACCCUGUACAGUGCUACCUCCAGGAGCUGAGAGAUGCCUUCAGUGAUCUCGCCUUGUUCUUCUAUGACAAGCAUGGUGGGGAAGUGAUUGCAGUGUUGUGGAAACCUUUGAGCUUUCAGCCUCAGCCUUUUAAGGUCUCCAGCAUGAAAGGAAGGAUGGUGACAACCGUGAACAACGAGCUGGUCUGCGUUCCCAACGUGGAGGCAAUUUUGGAGGACUUUGAGGUUUUGGGAGCGGGUCUGGUCAAAAGAGUGGAAGCUCGAACAGAGAAAUGGACUAUCUGAGACCACUGCGAGGUGUAAGAAGGACCUGUCCUGAAGCAGUUUGUUCACUCCAGGACCGUUCCAUUUUAUAAAUCAGCCCUUUUAGGAAAGGGCUUAGGCUUUUUACAUUUCAGAACUGUGCAUCUGACUCUAUUUAUCUUUAUAUGGCUUGUUCAGAAAAGUGAUGGGACCUAUUGUUUUUAAGAAUGCAGAUAUCUCUUUAUUUUGAAAAAAUAUAAAAAUGGGUUAAAUUUU